AUGGGCGGCGAAGUGAAGGGCGGGCAGGACGGCCGCACCCACAAGGGCAACACGAUAGAUGACAUCCCUCUAUGGACCCUCGCCUGGACCUACUGGGGCUUCAUCUGCGCCAUCUUGACCGCUCAUUUUAGGCGGCUCAUCUUCUGGGUCUGUACGUUGCUUGGCUUCCUGCAGGAGGAUUCUGCCUUUCUCAGCGCUGCGGGAGAGUGUCCUCUGUUGAAGGAGAAGGAGUACUUCUACAUGCGCUACAUGUUCGGAAGGAUCCGAGAUUGCUGGGAUCGCCCGAUUUGCAGCCGGCCCGGCCCCUUAUUCCAGCUCAUGGGGCGCAUCUUCAACUACAGCAUAUAUGGCACCUUCACCUACACCGGCGAGAAGGUGCCUGGGAUCAAUCUCGGUUCCUACAACUACCUCGGCUUCGCCGAGAACGCUGGCACAUGCAUCGACCACGUUAUCGAUGCCGUGAAUGCCUACGGCGUCGGCCCUGCUGGGCGCAAGAUUGAAGUCGGAACCAUGGACCUGCACAAGGUGCUGGAGACGCGGGUGGCCAACUUCGUGGGCAAAGAAGACGCCGUGGUCUUCGCCAUGGGCUACGCCACCAACUCGUGCUCUCUCCCCGCCCUCGCCGGACCGGGAGGAUUGAUCAUCAGCGACUCACUGAACCAUGCGUCGAUCGUCACGGGCUGUCGCACUUCGGGAGCCAAGAUCAAGACCUUCAAGCACAAUGAUCCCCAGGACUUGGAGAGGGUCAUCCGGCAGGCCAUUGCAGAGGGUCAGCCCCGCACGCACAGGCACUGGAAGAAGAUCCUGAUCGUGGUGGAGGGUAUCUACAGCAUGGAGGGCGAGAUCCUGCGUCUCCCCGAGAUUAUCGCCAUCAAGAAGAAGUACAAGGCCUACCUCUACGUCGACGAAGCGCACAGCAUCGGCGCCCUGGGCUCGCGCGCCAAGGGCGUGUGCGACUACUAUGGCACUUGGGGCUCGUUGUCCUUACGUGAUGGCCACGUGUUGCUCGCAUGCGUCGACCCCAAGGAGGUUGAUAUCCUGAUGGGCACCUUCACCAAGUCGUUUGGCUCGGUCGGUGGCUACAUCGCGGGCGAUAAGGACUUCGUCCGCUACCUGAGGCAAACGUCGUUCUGCAGCAUGUACGAGGAGACCAUGUCCAUUCCCUGCGCGCAGAUGAUCAUCUCCGCCCUCAACGUCAUUACCGGAGCCGACGGCAGCAACGAAGGUCAAAAGAGGAUCAAGGCGCUGAGGGACAACAGCAACUUCUUCAGGAACAAGCUCAAGGAGCUGGGCUUCCGUGUGGCCGGAGACGAGGACUCUCCCGUCAUUCCCCUCAUGCUCUACCAUCCCGCCAAGAUCGCCGGCUUCUCCCGCCUUUGUCUGCUCGAGAACGUGGCGGUGGUGGUGGUGGGCUUCCCGGCGACGUCUCUGCUGGCGUCGCGCGCUCGGUUCUGCAUCUCGGCCGGCCAUACACGAGAGCAGCUGGAGCGGGCGCUCGACUCCAUCAGCGACAUCGGCGAUCGGCUCAUGCUCAAGUACGGCGAGGCCUGA
Molecule: messenger RNA, 1551 nt
Organism: Acanthamoeba castellanii str. Neff
Lineage: Eukaryota; Discosea; Longamoebia; Acanthamoebidae
Product: serine palmitoyltransferase, long chain base subunit 2, putative
Exons: 10
Coding region: 1-1551 (516 amino acids)
Biological process (GO): ceramide biosynthetic process; sphingosine biosynthetic process
Cellular component (GO): serine palmitoyltransferase complex
Molecular function (GO): serine C-palmitoyltransferase activity; pyridoxal phosphate binding
Source: RefSeq, a predicted model, not a curated record